CUGUUUACCAACUGAAUCGAACUGUGUGAACCGAACGCACAAUGUCUAAUAUAUGAAAGAAAAAAAGGGGUUUAAUUUUGUAUAUAUGGCGUAGUAAUUAUGGAAGAGGUUGCAGAAGAGCCGUCUUGUUUAUCGCCAACGAAAGGGGAAGAAAAUUCUGUGGAGAAUGAAAACAUUUGGUGUUUAAAGCGAGUCGAAAAAGACAGCGAAUGGCUGCGACUGUUCGAAAAUACUGAGGUGAGCAUUGGACGUGGAUUAAAUGUCACCCAUCAGAUUCUGUCAGUGAGCUGCCCGCUGAUGAUCUCCAGAAAACACUGCAGCUUUAAGCAGAGAGAAGAUGGACAGUGGACAGUAACUGACAAUGAGAGCAUGAACGGGGUGUGGGUGAACGGAACUCGGAUUUCCCCCGGGAAACCUCACGCUCUGCAGGAGGGGGACGCAGUGCGGCUUGGCGUCCCUCUGGAUGGCAACCUGGUGGAGUUCGAGUACGUCCUGGUCCACUCCUGCUUCGAUAAAAUCAAGGACUUCUUGACUAAAUCCACCAAAGUGGAAGCCAGCGCCAACGUCUCGGCGCCCAAACAAAAAAGGUCAAAGCGCAAGUUUGCCGCGGACGAAACUGAUCCAGGCACCGCGGCGGAUCCGAAAUCGAAGCUCUUUCGCACUUCCGACACUGACAAGUCCGACGGGCUGUCGUGUCCGACGGCAGCAGCAGCAGCACCCGAUCAGGCCGGACCCAGCGACCCGCCCGGCGUCCUCACGGGUUCGGGUUCUAGCGACAGCAGCCAGCGUCUGGCCACGUUACAGCGGUACAGUAAGAAUCUGAGAGCACUGAAGGAGCGGAUCGGGGCCACGCAGAGGCGGGCGGCCGAGUUGCAGGGGCAGGAGGGCGCCAGUCCGGAGCGGCAGCAGAAGAUUCUGGUGCUACAGGAGCAGAUGGAGCUGCUGCAGGGAGAGCUGAACUCACAGCAGGAGCUGGCGCUGCAGUGCGUGCAGAUCCUGGAGAGGUCCACGUGUCAGGAGGAGAGGCGGCUGGUGAUGGAGAAGAGCCAGCAGAAAGAAGAAGAAGGUCUGAAGAAACAGUUAGAAGAGGCUUUAAAAGAGCACCACAGAGUGAUGGAAGAGCUCCAGCAAACGAAGGACCGUAAUAACGAGGUGCUUCAGGCCAAAGAUAAAGAGCUGGAGGUCACCAAGGAGGAGAAGGAGCGGGCGAGAGCUCAGAGGGAGGAGGUGGUCACACAGAUGACCGAGGUCCUGGAGAACGAACUGCAGUGCAUCAUCUGCUCCGAGCUCUUCAUCGAGGCAGUGACGCUCAGCUGCGCUCACAGUUUCUGUCAGUACUGCAUCGGCGACUGGCGGAGACGCAAGGACGAGUGUCCCAUCUGCAGGCAGCCUAUCGUCUCUCAGGCUCGCUCCCUGGUGCUGGACAACUGCAUCGACCGCAUGGUGGAGAACCUCGGCGCCGCCAUGAGGGACAGACGAGCGGAACUGGUCACGCAGAGGAAAGGUCAAAGUAAAGCCGCGGCUCUUGGAGCGGGGGUGAUUCAGAACAGCGGUAGCGGCGGCGGCGCUCGGUCCAGCCGUCCAGCCAGGAGAGGGCGGCGUUCUAAAGCCCGGGUCACAGUACCGUCUCCGCUCUUGUGACCGGUUUACGUAGCGGGAUUGGAAACAGCAGCUUUCUGUUAACGUGCAUCCGCAUGAGACUGUGAAUUGUACAGCCACCGAUUUGUUCUUUAUUUUUACGUGUAUAUUUGUGUUGUUUUGUGUCAUCAAUAAAGCAGAAUUUUUGUUUUUCA
This is a messenger RNA of Trichomycterus rosablanca, 1793 nucleotides long. RefSeq names its product ring finger protein 8, E3 ubiquitin protein ligase (gene rnf8). Gene Ontology annotation, biological process: protein K48-linked ubiquitination; ubiquitin-dependent protein catabolic process; double-strand break repair. Lineage: Eukaryota; Metazoa; Chordata; Actinopteri; Siluriformes; Trichomycteridae. Bases 100 to 1641 code for a protein of 513 amino acids. The transcript has 8 exons. Gene Ontology annotation, molecular function: ubiquitin protein ligase activity; histone binding. Gene Ontology annotation, cellular component: nucleus; cytosol; site of double-strand break. The record is from RefSeq and is a predicted model, not a curated record.